Messenger RNA from Scomber japonicus (chub mackerel), 1696 nucleotides. It is a transcript of the gene lad1, whose product is annotated as ladinin. The coding region runs from base 65 to 1390 and encodes 441 amino acids. Lineage: Eukaryota; Metazoa; Chordata; Actinopteri; Scombriformes; Scombridae. The record is from RefSeq and is a predicted model, not a curated record. The transcript is spliced from 14 exons. Gene Ontology annotation, molecular function: structural molecule activity.
GUGCCUGUCAGACGACUUUCUGUCUUUGAGUGAAGUGUACCUGCAAACCUUACUUUCAUCCACUAUGUCCAGGAUUCGUAAAAACUGGUCGGCUUUGUCCAGCCUAGCGCGCCAAUGGACAAUGGAAGAUGAUGAGGAAGUGGAGAGGGAGAAGAGAAGGAGGGUGAAGAGUGUCGCCGAUCCUGACGACCCUGACGCUGACAACCCUGACAGGGCACCCGGAGACACACCCACCAGUGACAGCACCCGUGGGACAGACUCCACAAGUGAGACGUCCCAGGGCCUCAGCAGCGUGGAGCAGAUACAACUGGACUUUGUGGAGAUGCUGCGUGUCCGUGAUGAAAAACGGAGGAAUCGGCAUGUGGAGACACUGAGACGACAGAAGGAAGUAGGGGAGGAUGGAGCAGAAGAUGACAAAGAAGGAGCCAGGGUGGAGAUUCUUGGGGACUUGGAUGAGGGGCAGAGCAGUGCACCCCCCUUGGUCAAAACCAAACCGGCCUCUUAUAAUCCCAGCAGCAGCAGCAGCAGUACCAGUACCAGCACCAAUAGCACAAACAGACCACAUGAAAAUGAAGAGUCGUCGGGCAGAGACCCUGAUCCCAAGCCGCAGUCCAACCCAGUUCGCAAGUUUGUCAGUUCUGUUUCUAUCUCGCUUGACAAGAGUCCCUCUGCCAGUGGGCCCACAACACCUGUUAGCCCUCGCUCUCCAACAGCUCCUAUGUCACCUCGAGGACACUGCCCUUCGCCCUGUCAGAGUCCCUUACCUAGGGGAGCUCGCAGCCCCAUUCAGUCCGGACACACAGAGGAGACCAGUGUGAAUGGCACUUCUCCUUUUGAACAGUCUACCAAAACUGCCUUCGUCAGACAGAGCUCCAGGACCAAAUCUUUCAAGAUGAUGAGGAAGAAAGAACAGGAGAGUGCACCUCUGCAGAGGAGUGCAAGUGUCAGGGUGGCAUCCAAGAAGUUUGAAUCCAACACAGACCAAAAUGAAGAUGAGGAGAAAGCAUCAUCCUUCCAGCGGAAUUCCAGGCAGAGGAUUUCAUCCCGGUCCAUUCAGGAGAAGAUGGAGAGACUGGCCCAUGCUGCACAGAAAACUGAAGCGACGCGCUCUCCCGAUGUGACCCAGAGGACCCUUUUCCUGAUGGAAGAGGUGUCCAGGAAGAGAGGUCUCUUUGAGAAGGAACAGCAGCCAGCCGACACUACCAGCCCUGGAGUUUCCAGACAGGAAUUCAGGAGCUUCACAUCAGGAAUGUCGGACAGGAUCAACCGCUGGCUCAAUAAGACCAACCAAACUGGCUCUUCACAAACUCCCACGGACUUGAGACAUGUGGACAUCAACAGCAAGCGGAGCCUGUUUGAGAGCAGAGGGGAGGACCGUGUCGCAAAAUGAAGGAUGCUGCCUGAGCACAGCAAUUCAUGGGUGGCAAGAGGAGAACGAGAUAACUGGAAGAUUAAUGGAUGCCGUGACUGACUGAUCGUUUCUUCAAGCUUUUUGUGUUUAUUUUUCUUCUUUGCUGCCAAAGCACACAGGAGCAACAGAUAGGAGAAGUAGAGAAAAAAAAGGAACUUGAGUGUAGUUUUAGAAGACUGAAAAUGAGGAUACUGCUUUUAAAGUUAGGAGGAAUCUAUCACACACGUUUGCAUUGCUUCUUGAAGUUUAAAUAUACCUUAUUUCAAAUGUUAAAAUACAAGAGGA